GUAGAUACCAAAGAUCUUCCAUUUCUCUUCACGACCUGGAUUUCUCCUCCUUUCCUUCUGUCACAAUGACGAACACCCAAAAAACCCUAAUUUCGAAACUUUGUUUCUUUCUCUGCAUCUCUCGCAGACGGUAAAAGAAGGACUAAAUGAUCAGGCUGGAUGUAGCUGAAACUGUUGAAUCAUCCAUAUAGAGAUUUCUUUGUCAUUCUGUUGUAAAGAUUUUGAAUAAAGAUAGAUGGAGGCUAAUAAAUGCGAUAUUAAUCACUUGGACUCAGAUGUCCUUUUGCCUCCUCGAAAGCGUCUACUAGCAGGGUUUAAGAAGCAAACUUCUAAUGGUGAUGCUGCUUCUAAUCCGCCUUUGGCUGUUUCUUCUUCGUCACUCCCAUCAUUGCCAACUUCUCCUUCUAGUCUAUCUACAAGUGAAUUUCAGUCACGCCUCAAGAAUCUGUUGAACUCUCAUUUGGACAACCAUAAUCUUUUACCUGAGGAGAUUGUGGAGGCCUCCAAAUCUGCAGCUACAUCUGCAGUUAAGGCUGCAAAGGUUGCCAGAGCAUUGGCAGAGGAGAAGGCUGCUAUUGCAGCAAAAGCGGUUGCUGCAGCGAAGAAUGCUUUAGACAUGGUUGCAACUUUUUCUGAAGAGGCAGCCGGCAGGGAGAGAUGCCAAAAAAGGGGGAAGCUGAAGAAGCACGUACCAGUUCAGCUUCUGUAUAAAAAGCACCAACCAGUCAAAAAUUGUAGGACCGACGAAGAAUUAGCCCGUAGGUUGCAUCAAGCUAUUAACAGCUCACCUAGAAUCUCGAAGAAUACGUCAAGUUCGUCUAAGCAUAAGCAGCCUAAAGGCUUGCCAUCUUCUGAUAAUACUAGGGUUUCCAAUGGAAGUACAGUAUUGGGAGAGUCGCCUUCUUUGUGCAAUGGGGAUGCUGUGGCAGGUGACCUGGAUUCGGAAAGCUCCGUCCAUGAGGUGCCCUUCUGUAAUGCAGAUGAAAAGGUUCCCAAGAAUGCAAAAGAUGGCCAGUCAGAGAUGGAUAAUGGGGAAGCCGAAUCCAGUCACUCUAAGGACAAAUUUUCGGAUGAUUCUCCUAGUAAGAAGAGGGGUAGAGUGAAGCUAAAAAAGUUGCCCUUAAGCGUUUGUAAUAUUAGGGAUCGUGUUAGUCCAAAGGAAGAGUUGAUUCUUGGAAGCUUGCCGUUGACUGAAAAGAAUAUGGGCAAGCGUCCAGCUGGUAGUAUUCCCUUGUAUUCUGCGGAUCCAUCCGUAGAUGGCAUGAUGUCAGUCGAGGUGACAAACAUAGAAAUGCCAGGAGUUCAAGGCACCCAAUUGUUUCAAACAGAGUAAAGUCAUGCAGUCAUAAUGUUUGAACCCCAAUUUGGUCACUUUGGUGACAUACGGCUGCAGAUGUGGAAGUUGACAGCUGAGGUAGGACUUGUGUUGAUGUUCUUUUUAUAGAUACAGUUAAAUUUGAUUUAUCUUUUGGCUGCUUCGGCUUUGUAAUGAGGUGGAACCGACCAAAUGUAUAUCUUUGCAUGUUUAAUUGCUUGCACCAACGGUUAAAUUUCAAAAAUUGGUGGUUGUUUUAUACAAAAACAAGGCUGAGAGUUGAGAGAUAGGUGUGGAACUACAAUAAAAAUACAUAUUCUUUUGUUAAUUCAUGUGUAUUGAUCCUGGUCUUCUGCUGGUGAGUAUGCAUGUAAUAACAAUCAUGUUUAGUUCUCAAUCUUUUGCUUGGGAAAUCUAUUUUCCAGGUUUUCUUCUCUA
Tripterygium wilfordii is the source of this 1753-nucleotide messenger RNA. RefSeq lists its product as uncharacterized. NCBI's taxonomy places the organism in Eukaryota, Viridiplantae, Streptophyta, Magnoliopsida, Celastrales, Celastraceae. The transcript is spliced from 2 exons. Bases 236 to 1333 code for a protein of 365 amino acids. The record is from RefSeq and is a predicted model, not a curated record.